AUGUCGGCAAGGUGGUCGUUGAGCUCGCCGGCACCCAUGACGGUCGUCACCACCCUGACGGCCGACAACUUUCGAGUUCCGGACGAAUUGUUCUUUUACGGGGUCAUGGGGCUUCCGCCGAACCCCCCCUCGCCGUACCUGCGUCUAUGCCAUUCCGCGCAGUUCCCGCCGUCUACUCUCCCCCCCGGCUCGAUCCUCCUUAACAGGGGUAUCGACGGCUCGAUGUUGAAGCCGAAGCGUGCCACCGCCGCCGCCCUCAGCGUCCGAUGGCUCGAUAUCGAGCUGGAGGAGGAGGAGGAGACCCGCAGGCGCGAGCGGGACGCCAGGCUGGCGGCGGAGGAGGAAAAGGCCCGCAGGGGCGAGCGGGACGCCAUGUUGAGCGCUGGUGGCGGCGGCGGAGCCACGGAGGGGGUCUCUUCGUGGGCGGUCCACCCGGAGGCUGCGGCGAUGGAGGGGGCCCCCCGCCGCUGGGAGAGCACCAGGGCGAGGCUGGCCCGGGAGGCCCGCGAAGCGGCUGCGGCGGCCGAAGCGGCUGCUCCCGCCGCCCCCGCCGCCGAGGAGGAGGAGGAGGAGGGUGCCGCCGGCGGUGAGGAGGAGGAAGAGCAGGAGAGUGCCUCGUCGGCGAUCCAGCCGGAGGCUAUGGCGGUGUAG
Molecule: messenger RNA, 651 nt
Organism: Ectocarpus sp. CCAP 1310/34
Lineage: Eukaryota; Phaeophyceae; Ectocarpales; Ectocarpaceae
Source: the annotation of a GenBank genome assembly